CCCACACCUCAGCGUCGCUGAAGCUGAUUGCUAUGAGUGCUGCUGCAGCCGACAACGGAGCUGCCGAUGGGCUGAAUGGCGUAUACGAGGCUCUGGAGAGGUACCACUGGGACGACGAUGUCGAAUUCCAAGCUGGUCUCAGUGCCAUCCUCGGCAGCAAUAGCUCGCCUGAGCAAGCGGCCGAGCUAGCUCUGCGAGCGCGUUGCUUCUACUAUGCUCGGAAGUUCAAUACUACAGUCGAUUUUGGAGCGUACAAAGCGUACCGUGAGGCCCAUGGUCGACCCCCACCACAGACAAAUGGCGUACAACCACUUGACUUCAGCGAAGCUACCUAUGAGAUCUCGAAAGGCACAGCUCCAGCGCCUUCGAACAAUGCCGCGGCGAAAGAUGCGCCUAGUGGCGUACUGCCAGGGCCCUCUAGUUCAGGUGAACCGCCAGCACCGUACCCCACCUCCUUCGCGCAUAUCGUAGAACUCAUCACGACUGGGCAGCCGAUUCCUGGGAUCAAGGAUAUCCCGAACACUAUAUUGGAGGGGCAGGGUACACCGGCUGAGAAGCCGAGGAGGAAGAAGCCAUGGGAGAAAUUAUUUUAGCAUAUUAUAGCAUAUUAUCUCCUAUCUGUGUCU
This is a messenger RNA of Boeremia exigua, 626 nucleotides long. RefSeq lists its product as uncharacterized. The record is from RefSeq and is a predicted model, not a curated record. Bases 33 to 593 code for a protein of 186 amino acids. NCBI's taxonomy places the organism in Eukaryota, Fungi, Ascomycota, Dothideomycetes, Pleosporales, Didymellaceae. The transcript has 2 exons.